AUGGACAUUGUGUUGUGGUUGUUUGUGGUUGGACUGGUGUUAGCAGCUUGGUCAUACUCCCGCUGGCGCAGUCACUGGUCAACCCUUGGAGUUCCUACACCGCCCUUUCUACCAUUCCUCGGGCACAUACACAAGCAGUUAUCAUUAACACAAACUCGAUGGGAUUAUUUUGAUGAGGUGUACUACAAGUAUGGCGGCGCAACAUUCUCUGGAAUGUACGAAAUAUUUCGCCCUGUUUUGAUGGUUGGCGAUCCUGACCUUCUCAAAAAUAUUUUCAUUAAGGACUUUGAUCAUUUUGUUGACCGUCGGCAGUUUCUGGCUGAAGAAGGAAGCCUUACCAAAGAAAUGCUUGGUAACAAGUCAGGAGAUGAGUGGAAGGCUCUUCGAGCAGUUAUGACUCCAACAUUUUCCUCCGGCAAGAUGCGUGGGAUGUUCCCUCUCAUCAGUGACAAGGCUGAUGAUCUUGUUUCUUUUACUCUUAAAGAAGCUGUUAAGAAACCUUACGUUGAUAUGAAGGCAAACUUCGGAAAGUUUACAAUGGAUGCUAUUGCUUCCUGUGCUUUUGGAAUUGAAUGUAAUUCCUUUAAAAACGAAGACACAGAAUUUGCCAAAAGGGCAGAAACAUUCUUUGCCUUCUCGUUUAUUAGAACCUUAAAAUUUAUUCUUAUAAAUAUUUCCCCAAGGCUCUUUAAAAUUCUGAGGCUAAAAUUAGAGACUUCAGAUGUGAGAUUUUUCCAAAACAUUGUACAGCAGACAAUAGCAGUCAGGAAAAAUGGUCAAAGACGUGGAGAUUACUUGGACCUCCUUCUGGAUGCACGAGCAAGCCAUGACCAACACACCACUAAGUCAACUUCCAACCAGUCCAACACUACACGUGAGACUUCCACUACUGACAACCUCAGUGGCAUUAAUAACUUAUCCAUCAUCCCAUCUAAGCAAGGUCAGUGCUGUUAUUGAUUUGAAUUUUACUGCAUAAGCCAAAAGCUUAAUAAGAACAUAAGAACAUAAGAAAGAAGGAACACUGCAACAGGCCUACUGACCCUUGCGGAGCAGGUCCAUGUCCCCCCCCCCGGAUUAGACCAAUGAC
Molecule: messenger RNA, 1087 nt
Organism: Cherax quadricarinatus
Lineage: Eukaryota; Metazoa; Arthropoda; Malacostraca; Decapoda; Parastacidae
Source: RefSeq, a predicted model, not a curated record